GGUAUAGUAGUCCGGAGUUCCGCGGCGCGCACAUUCACCAAUUGCCGGCGAUGGCGGACGGACGCACAGUGGAAAACGGUGACGGCGAAGGAUCCAAAUCAAAAUGCAGAUCCACCAGAUACGCGAUCCUCGACUGCGAUGGCGGUAGCGAUGAUGCCUGGGCCCUGCUCCUGCUGCUCCAUGCGGCCGAGAGUCAUGGGAUCGAGCUCCUGGCGGUCACCACCGUCGGAUGCGGAAACACCAGUCGGGAGAACGCCGCUCGCAAUAUGCGUCGGAUACUGGAGGCCUGCAAGCGCACAGACAUUCCCAUUUACCUGGGUGCUGUGGAUCCCCUGAUACCCGUCGAGGAGGACGAAAAGAAGUAUUUCCAUGGACGCGACGGAUUCGGGGACUGUCUCGCCGACGACUGCGGUCCGGUGGAGAGUUUUGUGCGGCCGGAGCACGCUGUGACCGCCAUCCAUGAUCUCUGCCGUGCCAGACCCAAACAGAUCACAGUAUUUGCCGUGGGCCCACUAACGAAUCUGGCCCUGGGCUUCACCAUGUACGGGGAGACGUUCGGUGAGAGCUUUAGGGACAUGUUCAUCAUGGGCGGCAACUACCAGGGCGUGGGCAACUCCUCACGGGCGGCGGAAUUCAACUUCCAUUCGGAUCCGGAGGCGGCACACACGGUGCUCCUGAAGAGCCGCUGCCCCAUCACCAUCCUGCCAUGGGAGCCCUGCACCCCCAAACGAUUCAACAUACCCAUUAACUGGCGCCUGAAGGAGUUCGCCGAAAGGGCCAAGGAUACCCGUCAUCCGGCGAUCACGAUGCUCAACCAGGUGGAGGCCGCCCAGUGGCUGCCGAUGAUCGAGCUGGACGGGAUCGACAUAUGGAACCCCUGCGAUGCCAUCGUGGUGGCCGCCUGUCUCUUCGAGGAUCGUUUGAUCCGCAAGCAAAGCACCUGGCACGCCACCGUCGACCUAAGGGGCACCCACACCCGGGGUCAGAUGGUCCUCGAUCAUCUGCGGGAGCGGGAGAAGUAUCCGGAGAAUGUGCGCAUCAUCGAGCUGGUCGACGCCGAGUUCUUCAAACGGAUCUGCGAAUGGAUCGCCGGCUUGGACGAUGGCGCCCUGCUCCGCGAGAUCCAAUAAAUACCCAUAUCUAUAGUAAA
Drosophila elegans is the source of this 1150-nucleotide messenger RNA. RefSeq lists its product as uncharacterized. The transcript has 3 exons. Gene Ontology annotation, molecular function: hydrolase activity, hydrolyzing N-glycosyl compounds. Bases 51 to 1130 code for a protein of 359 amino acids. Lineage: Eukaryota; Metazoa; Arthropoda; Insecta; Diptera; Drosophilidae. The record is from RefSeq and is a predicted model, not a curated record.